AUGAUGAUAAUUGAUGAGAUUUAUGAAAUUGAGAUUUUUCAAGUGAUAUAUAAGCAUAAUACUAUUCAUUUACUUCUUAAAUAUGAAAUGAAAUAGUUGAUAGAAUGUUCCAAAAACGGAUUAGAAGCAGAUUUUAUCUAUCAAGUAAAAUUGUUUAGCAAAAUAAUUUUUGGAAUAGACUAUGAAAAAUUUGAGACUGAGACGUUUAGAUAUAUAAGUAAUUAAAGUGAAGAAGGAUAAUUUAAAUCUUUUAAAAUUUAUAUAAUACUUAAGAGAAAAUUGUUUUAAUAAUCUGAAAAUAUGAUGAAUUUUGCCCAUAAGAAAAUUUAAGAAAGAAAAGCAUUUCUCUCAUAUAUAUAAAAAUUCUAUUAUUGUGGUCUAAUUUGGUUCUCUGUAACUGGUUGUAAAUAUUAGAAAGUCUGUGGACGCCUUAUGAAUUCAUCCAAAAAGAAGCAGCUCCUCAAUAAUUUAUUAUAACUUACAAGAAUAACAGGUUGUAAUUUAAACCUUAUGAAUCUAUAGAGCCAGAAGCUGUAGUAAACCAAAUUUAAUUACGCAUUUCAUAAUCUAUGAUGAAACAUUCAAUAUAAGCAGAAUUGCUUGUAGAAAAGUAAAUGUUUGGGGAAAUCUAUCCUUUGUCAAAAAAUGAUAUGAAUGAUAAAUUGUGUAAAGAAAGGGUUAAAGCAGAAAAAAGUUUUCAUAAAGAGCAAUAGAUCUUUAUAAAAAUGAACUUUAUAUGA
Molecule: messenger RNA, 740 nt
Organism: Paramecium octaurelia
Lineage: Eukaryota; Ciliophora; Oligohymenophorea; Peniculida; Parameciidae
Source: the annotation of a GenBank genome assembly